AUGAGUCUUUGCAUCAACGUUAGAUUGUUCAGGCUAGCCUGUUUAGCCAACGAGAUUAGCUUUUGUCAUCCAGUAAAAACGCUGUGUUUUCUAGUAUUUUACUCAAGUGUGUUCAAGAAUAGACGUUUUGACCUGGUAGUGUUUGUUAUCAAUAACAGUUUAUGUGUAGUGGAUAGAGUCGAGCAACGUUACAUCGUCAGGACUUUAUGCAAAGUUAUCAUUUUGAAACUCUUUUAUUCUAACGAACUAGCUUGUGGUAACCUUUUGAUGGCAGCCUCGUUACCUCAGAAGCCAGGGAUGACAGGGAUGCCCCCUCAGCAGCAGCCACAUCUGCCCCCCAGUGCUGCCCCCGCCGCAGGUCAGCAGCCCAUGCCCCCUCAGGGAGCCCUGAGAGAGAUCUCCCCAGUGUUCCUCUGUCGGAUCGGACAGGAGACUGUCCAGGACAUUGUCACUCGCACUAUGGAGAUCUUCCAGAUCACACGAGCUACGCAGCUUCCUAAUGGUGUGACCCAGAGCCAGGCGAUGUACCAGGACCGCUUCGGGAAGCUCCAGGAACACCUACGGCAACUCGCCCUGCUGUUCAGAAAGCUCCGGCUCCUGUACGAACGCUGCGUGGAGAUGACCUCUGACCUGCAGGAGGGGCCAUCAGAGCUUCUGCCGUAUGUUGGAGAGGAGCUGGUUUCUGUCAAAGUAGAGCCCUGCAGUUCUGCUGUCAACCAGGAGAGAAAAGAGGUUCUCGAGAAAGUACGUCAGAAGAACCAGGAGAUGAAGGUUCUGAUGGAUCAGAUGAGGAACCUGCUGUGGGACGUCAACGCCAUGCUGACUCACAGGAAAUGAUAGAAAGCCCGUCUUUUAAAAGAGUCAUUCCUCCACAGACGUACGGACGGCAUCAUGGCAAAGAUCAGGUGGAAUUCCUCUUGGAUUUGGAAUACGUGACCUUUUCACUUUCACCUCUAGUGUGUUGGCACUUCAUCACUGGAACUCAAGAGUCACAGUUCAACCCCAAGAGCUUCAGCUGUUAAUGAUGUGUUAUAUUGAAGUUGUUUAAGGGGAAACUAUUAUUUAGAAAGGAUUAUUGAGAGCUAAGAGAAGAAGAGAUAAGCUUGUGUCAACCUGAUACACUCCAAUUCCAAGUAUCGUUCUCUUUUUGUACUGUUUGUCACUGUGUUUAUUCCAAUACGUUGAGGACUCCUGUUUUCAUACUGUUUUAAAUAAUGAGUUGGAACCUGUAUUGCCUCCAGGUAAAAACAAAGAAAAGUUUUCCUGAAACGCCGUAUUCAUGGUGUUUUUCCCCCGGGUGCUGACUCGACACCAGACGGACUUGAAUUCAUCGCGGGUAAUUCUUCCAGAGAGAGCAGAAGCUGAUCCGAUGGCUGUGUGUACAAUAGGAACAAUUUCCCCUUAUUAUGCUCCGUCAGUUGUAAAAACACAUUGAGUUCAGAAUUCAAAUUAGCCCCUUGGCAGCUAUGUAUCUCAGGUGCUUUGUACAUAAGUGAGUGUGUGUGUGCAUGUGCUUAAUGAGAUUAGCUUCCUGAGUGCUAGACAGCACACCUGUUUACCCUGAGGGUACUGAGACUUGCUUGCCUGUGAAUUUAUUUUUGUAAACUGUGGGACAAAAGGUAGACCGACCGGGUCAUUUCUGUUUUGUAUAAAUUAAACUUUUUUUAAACAAG
Messenger RNA from Cottoperca gobio, 1673 nucleotides. Its product is annotated as mediator of RNA polymerase II transcription subunit 30. The record is from RefSeq and is a predicted model, not a curated record. Gene Ontology annotation, cellular component: mediator complex. Gene Ontology annotation, biological process: positive regulation of DNA-templated transcription. The transcript is spliced from 5 exons. Gene Ontology annotation, molecular function: transcription coregulator activity. The coding region runs from base 1 to 837 and encodes 278 amino acids. NCBI's taxonomy places the organism in Eukaryota, Metazoa, Chordata, Actinopteri, Perciformes, Bovichtidae.